Molecule: messenger RNA, 530 nt
Organism: Jatropha curcas
Lineage: Eukaryota; Viridiplantae; Streptophyta; Magnoliopsida; Malpighiales; Euphorbiaceae
Source: RefSeq, a predicted model, not a curated record
CACACCAACCAAGAAACCGCACGAUACAAAGUGAAAAAACUUUGCAAGCAGAACAGAGUAUACUUAGUAACAAACACACAUACACAAAAAGAGAGGCAGAGAAACGAUAAUGGCAAUGGCUCUUCGAAGACUCUCUUCCUCUCUCAACAAGCCAAUGAUACCUUAUUUCAAUGGCGGUUCUCUUUACGACAUGUCUUCUUUGCCUAAUCCGUUAGCUCCUGAGAAAGAGAAAGCUCGUGCUAGUUGGAUAAAGCAAUUGAAUGCUCCACUCGAAGAAAUCGAUCCUGAAAUUGCUGAUAUCAUUGAACUAGAAAAAGCAAGGCAAUGGAAGGGACUUGAGCUUAUUCCUUCUGAGAAUUUCACAUCUGUGUCAGUUCUUCAAGCUGUUGGUUCAGUUAUGACUAACAAAUACAGUGAAGGGUAUCCUGGAGCUCGAUAUUAUGGAGGAAAUGAGUACAUUGACAUGGCUGAGACCUUAUGUCAAAAGCGUGCAUUAGAAGCUUUUCAAUUGGAUCCUGAAAAGUGGGGAG